AAACGGCAAUUGCCACGCACGCACACAGGUUUAUGUCUUCCCUCUUUCUUCUUCUCACUUCUUCGUCUCUUUCGGUUUCACUGUGAGUCUCAGUCACCACACAUGGACCACGAAUUCUCCAUGGACGAUCUAUUUCAGCUCGUCGAAGCAGCCAACGAUUUUGCUACCUACCCUGGGGUGCAAAGCGAUGAUUCCGCUAGAGACUUUCUCAACCGUUUCCCUCUUCCUCUCAUAAUCAAUGCGUUACAGACCCAAUAUGAUGUGCCUGGCCUAGAGAAUACUCUAGUUGCAUGCCUUGAGGGGUUGUUCAAAACCAAGUUGGGUGCUUCUUUGAUUCCACAGUAUAUGUCAUUUGUUCAAGUUGGUCUACAAGCAGAUUCUCAACCAGUCCGAUCCUUAGCCUGCAAAACAGUCACUUGCCUUAUAGAGAAUCCUGGCAGUGAUUGGAAGACUGUUGCUCGUUUAAUUACAGACUUCAACAUAUAUCCUCUGUUGAUUGAUUGCCUUAUCAAUGGCAAUGAGCAAGUGGCAGCUGCUGCAAUGGAAGCAACGAAAAUGUUAGCAGGUUUUCCUGAAGGCAUGGAAAUUAUUUUUCCAUCUGCCAAAGGAGUUGACUCAGACCUCGGGGCUAUAGCGUCACGGUGUUCAUCACUGGGUCGAGUUCGGAUAAUGGCUUUAGUGGUGAAACUAUUUUCUGUAUCUAGGUCUGCUGCAUCUACCAUUUACAGUUUGAAUCUACUUAAAUUGUUGGAAGCAGAAAUAAAAAAUGCAAAUGAUACCCUCGUAACUUUAAGUGUUUUGGAGCUUCUGUAUGAGUUAGCAGAGAUUGAGCAUGGCACAGAAUUUCUGUCAAAGACUAGCAUCCUUCAAUUACUUUGUUCUAUAAUUAGUGACAAUUCUGCGGAAUCUAUUUUAAGAUCGCGAGCAAUGAUGAUAACUGGAAGACUUUUGUCUAAGGAAAUUAUAUACUCCUUCAUAGAUGAAUCUUGUGCUAAAACUGUUAUUUCAUCUAUUGAUGGUAAACUUCAGUCCUUGGAAACAUCUGAUAGGGAUGAAUGCGAAACUGCACUUGAAGCAUUUGGUCAAAUAGGAUCAACUUUUGAAGGAGCUAGACUACUACUCUUGGGUUCACAACCUCCAGCUAGACAUGUUACUUGUGCUGCUUUUGAUCGACAAGGACCACAAGGGCAUGGUAGACAACUGGCUGCAUUGCAUGCUCUAGGAAACAUAUCUGGAGAGACACGGUCUGAGAACAUUAUACUCGAUGCUGAAGCUGAAGAAAACCUACGACGCAUGGUCUAUGAGGCUGCAUCCAAGAGCUCAAAGCUGACUCCAUCGGGUCUAUUUCUGUCUGUUCUGCAUCAGGAUUCGGAAAUACGCUUAGCGGCCUAUAGAAUGAUUAGUGGAUUAGUUGCCCGACCAUGGUGCUUGAUGGAGGUAUGCUCGAAACAAGAGAUCAUAAAUAUAGUGACCGAUCCAAGUACCGAAACCAAAAAAAUAGGCAUGGAAGCCAGAUAUAACUGUUGCAAGGCAAUACACAAAUCAUUGAUGAUGUCUAGCAGAGUUUCCAGUGAUUCUGCUUUUGCGGGUAUAGCUACAAAGUUGCAGGAAGCUGUGGAAAAGGGUCCUUAUCUGAUUAAGAAGCAGGUCGAAGCUCAGCCUGUAGUGAUGACGGCUGAGAGAUUUUAGAUUUACAUCAUGGAGAUUUUAGUUUUAUACCAUAGUUUUAUAGAACAGAACUUUUUUGUUUAGUGUUGGAACGUAGAGUAUGUUGGCUAUUGCUUAAUUUCUGGAAUAGACUGUAUAUCUUCGCCUGUGCCCAGUAGUAUGUUAGAAAUGUCUAACUAUUUUAUCAGAUUUUUUUCAUCAACAAUUUGCGCUUGAAACGGUUUCUAAUAUUUUUAACUGAUCAUGUUGCCGACCUACACUCCAAAAAUUAUGUGCUCUUUGGUUCAAAGAAUGUUACUGUCCAAAACGA
Arachis stenosperma is the source of this 1978-nucleotide messenger RNA. RefSeq lists its product as uncharacterized. The record is from RefSeq and is a predicted model, not a curated record. Bases 103 to 1689 code for a protein of 528 amino acids. The transcript is spliced from 17 exons. Gene Ontology annotation, biological process: proteasome assembly. NCBI's taxonomy places the organism in Eukaryota, Viridiplantae, Streptophyta, Magnoliopsida, Fabales, Fabaceae. Gene Ontology annotation, cellular component: cytosol.